AUGCCUCGUAACAGAGGCCGCGUUCGGGGCGAUAAUCAGGGAGGCCAGCCAAACUUCAAUAAUAACAACAAUGAUGAUGACGACUGGUCACCUCGAGGUAGUCACAACCCCAAAGGCGCCCGCGUAUGGAAGUCUGCUGGCCAUGGUGGGCGCAGCCAGCAUCACCGACCACAGCAACAACAGCACCACCAGCGUCACAACAGCAAUAAGACCCCCCGGUGGAAAUGGCCUCGUCACCACCAACACAACCACGGCGACGCCGACAGCACAGAUCCAGACUCGGACUCGGAUGUGUCAGACCUCGACCAGGAGCAGCUCCCAGCGGCGGAGAACAACGUCUUCUCGCUCCUCCUCCCGCCCUCCACCGCCAAGGGGAGAGGGCUGCCGCCACGGACCUGCUGGCGACCAGACUGCGAGCGCGCCAAGAAGGACCUGACCUCGGUCCGCCGGCGGGACAGGCGGCUGCACCGAGCCCUGGUGCACGGCCUGCAGGGCAUCGGACAAGGGCUGGUGGACUUCAUCUACGGCGGGGAGGACGGGCACCUGGGGUACAACGACGCCGAGAGCAUGGACUGGACGCCCGAGCCGACGGUGACCUUGAUCGUGGCGGCCGCGUCGUGCCCGGAGCCAGCUACGCCGCCGCUGCGGUCAGGGCUAGGGCUGGGUGUUCAUCACAGUGUCUCGCCGGCGGCACAGCAGCAGUUGCCGACGGUGCAGGUGGGAGCGCAGCAUGGUUGGGUGCCGAAUCUUGGAAUCGAUGGCUGUGGCCAGUGGCAGGGUCUAGGUCAUGGUCACGCCGUUGCUGCUGGCGAGUCGCACGGCCCGCAGGCAGGUGUGCAUGUCAUAAACAGUAUUCCCCUACAGCCUGGUGAGGAGUAG
Molecule: messenger RNA, 879 nt
Organism: Truncatella angustata
Lineage: Eukaryota; Fungi; Ascomycota; Sordariomycetes; Amphisphaeriales; Sporocadaceae
Exons: 1
Coding region: 1-879 (292 amino acids)
Source: RefSeq, a predicted model, not a curated record